Messenger RNA from Diorhabda sublineata, 4626 nucleotides. RefSeq names its product protein melted (gene melt). Gene Ontology annotation, molecular function: phosphatidylinositol-5-phosphate binding. The record is from RefSeq and is a predicted model, not a curated record. Lineage: Eukaryota; Metazoa; Arthropoda; Insecta; Coleoptera; Chrysomelidae. Gene Ontology annotation, biological process: regulation of signal transduction. Gene Ontology annotation, cellular component: plasma membrane. The transcript has 12 exons. Bases 310 to 3141 code for a protein of 943 amino acids.
AAAUCUCGGUAGGUUUUUGCUUUGCUUUUAUUUUUACAUUAAAACAUGCGCACACUCAGGUGUAUAAACCACCUGUAUCGUCUCAAAAUAAAAAUUACUUUCACAUUCAGUCGUUCAUGAGUGCAGAUUCGAAGUCAAUGACCAUACCACAAAUAUGUUGCUUUUUACAGUUUUGUGUCAAGUCUGUAACAGUUUUACAUCGUCAAAGAAUGUAGAAUCUUAUUAUAUUUUUUGUUAUAAACUGUAGCCGAAUAUUAUUUUUAUAAAUGUGCACGAUUUUUUUAAUUUAGUGAUUUAAUUGAAUAUAAAAUGAGUGUGAACGUUGCAGCUGAAGAAAAAAUUAACAGAAAAAUGCACGAAUUAUUUAUGCAAGUUUUGAAAAAUCGGGAUCUCUCUCGAGCCGGUGACCUUUUUUCAAUCCCCGAUCAUAUUAUUGUCAAUGAUUUGUCCAUUGUGUUGAAAGAAAUAACUAUAAUUGCAUCUCUGCCUGAUUAUGUUAAUAAUGAUAAUGAUCAAAGUGUGGUAGAAAUAUGUGUAACCAGAGUUACUUCUUGUAUAAGAGAAACAGGAAGUGUUGAAUUACACUGUGAGGCUCUUGUUAAUCUGUUGGAAUCUUGCCUACAUCACAAUUUACAAGCCAUGGCAAGAGAUGAAGACACUCCACAUGCUAAAAUAUCAUCUGAUAUCAUUUCCUGUAUUUUUUUGAACUAUACGAAAAAGGCUGUAAUGCAACGAGCUUUGCCUGUUGCAGUAAAAUUUUUACAUAAGGGUAAUAAAGAAUUAUCAAGAAAUAUGGCUUCUUAUUUAUCUUUAGCAGCUAUGGAACAUGCUUCUUUACUUACCCCUCAUGUACAACCUAUUAUGGAUUCUAUAAUAUCAGGCAAUUAUCCAUUAUGUAGAGUUCUUCCAAAUAUUUAUGAAGUAUCUCCAGAACCUUUUCAAGGUCAUGCGAUGGCUUUGGUUUCACUGCUUCCGCACUGUGAUAACCAAGAAAAAUUAGCGUUGUUGAAUUUAUUUACUUCAAUGGCAAAAGACAAUCCCACAUUAUUAGAAGCGAGCGUUCCUCAAUUGUGUGAAUAUUUAAGUAGUCCAGUAACUGUGGGACCAACAUUAGAAGUUUUUGUUCACAUGGCCGAAAGAAUACCAACACUGUUGGUUGAUCAUGUAAACGCCGUAAAACAAUCAGCUCAAAAACAUCCGCAAACCGUUUGUGCAGCGGCUCAAAUCAUCAGUGCCGUUGGAAAACUGAGCAAGGAUAGAGCUCAAGACGCUUUGAAUUUUGUUCUCGAAUAUUUCCCCAAAGCUGAUAGAAGUUCUCAAACCUCGUUACUAAGACAAGCGACUUUAUUAUGCAGCUCUUAUCCAGUUCUUUUUACCGAUAAAGUUUUGUUAGGAAUAAGAUCCAGACAUCACACCAGUACAAAUCAGAUUAGUCAAAGUACUACGCCGACCACUCAAAGCCAAGUGACUUCUGGAGGAGUGACAAUUGUGAAAGUCGGCGGGGUACAUACGACUACGCCAACUCCAUCUGGCGGGUAUACGCGUCGUGCUAAAUUAGGCGAUUCGAGGAGUACGGGAAGAUUACAUACCGCUCCUAGUAUUAAUACAAACAGAAGUAUGACUAAACUUAAUAUAGCUGGAGGCUCUGUAGGAGGACUCCACAAAAGUAUGACAGGCCUAAGUUCUUCUCAACACAUUAACGCUACUCCUGUACCUCCGCUGGCGAAUAGUGUUACUGUGACCGGAGUAAAUAAAUGGACUGGGCCAAAUGUUCGGGUAUCUAGCGGAGGUGUAACAGUCACUACUAUUUCACCACCUAGAAUGCAGAGACCUUUAAGUCAAGGUCCUUUGGCGUUUAUUGGAACCCACCCCACUCAGAUUUCUGGUAGUCCUUUAGUUUUGACUUCACCUUCCCUCCAUUCCAAUAACGCAGUUGUCGUUAGUUCGGGUUAUACGGGACCAAUAUCCAGUGGACAAGUAUCCGUGGUGAGCAGUUCUGUAGCCCAAACUAUACCUAUAGGUAAUAGUAUAGUCCAUACCCCACCACCAAUGCCGGCUAUUGAUCACACGAACUCGAAUAGCGUUGCUAUAUCUGGUAGCGUCAACGUCAGUGGUCCCACUACGGUAAUAUCACGUCGGAAUAAUACCAGUGUUACAUUAAUAAAUCAAAAUUCGGUGGCUAAUCAAAGAAUGAGCGUUUUCGAACCGUACCCCAUGAGGGAUACCAUACAACAUUUUUGCGAAAAACAUCUCGAUAAAAUUAAGAGUUAUAUGGAAAAAGUUUCUAUUAGAAUCCCAUCACCGGCUAAAUGUACUAUUGAAGAAAAGAGACAGAAAAAGUCUGCUAAAUUACAUUUCGCUUGUCAAGCUCGAGGGCAGCACUGUCUCUAUUCUAAAACCUAUUUUACUAUGAGAACUCGUAAUCCACGGAUUUGGAUACAUUUAAUGUUCAUAUCGUUACAGGCACGUAAUUCACAUGCUUUAAGCUCUAGAGACGCCCAAGUAGCUUCGUUAAAACACUGUUGGGACAUUUUGAAAUGUGAAAACAAAACAUUCCUAACGGUAGUGACUAGUGCUUUUCCUUGUGCAAAAGACCAAGAUUCCAUCCUUAACGAAUUACGCCACUCUGGUUAUUUCGACGUAUUUCAAGUAUGCCCUUCGAGUAUACUACCUUCUGAAGCUCCAGACUCUUUAGGAAUUGGUGGUGUAAUUUGGGGAUGUUUUUUAUGUGCCCAUCCCGAAAAAGCAGUUGGGUUCCUAAGAGGAGAUACAAGACCAGUCAUUGAAGGCCAAUUGAAAGAGAAAAAAGGAAAAUGGAGGUUAUUUAGGCGAUGGAGAACUAGGUAUUUUACAUUGUCUGGAGCGCAUCUGAGUUGUAGAGGAUCGAGUGGCGGUGAAUCAAUCGAUGUAAAUCAAAUAAGAUCAGUGAAAGUGUCACGGGGCGCUAGAAAUAUUCCAAAAGCCUUCGAAAUUUUCACGGAAAAUCAGACUUUAAUUUUAAAACCUAAGGAUGGAAAAAAUGCCGAAGAGUGGGUCCAAUGUUUGAGCAUAGUUGUUGCACAUUCUCACGCCAAAGAAUUGCCUAAUAAGAGCAAUUCUUUACCAGCAAGAGGUAUUAGCUCUAGUCGAACUGUUGUGUGAUUGAUUUAAUUUUUUUAAAUCUUUUUUUUUUCUUUAUCGGUGGAAUUGAAUCUAGUACAAAUCUAUUCCUCAACAGUAAUGUUAUAUGCUCAAAUAAUGUACGAAAAAUACGAUUCUGUUCAUCUGUAUAAUUUCAUAUAUCGUUUUAUUGGGGUACAUAAAUUGAGUACAAAAUUUACUUCUAUAAAACGCCAAAUUUUUCUAUUUUUUUAUCAAAGUAUUGGAUUAAAAUGACUUUAAUAAUCAGGUGCAUUUAUGUAAAAUUUUGAUCUCGUCAAUCGAUUAUUCUUUCCAUAUAAAUGAAGAAACUAAACAGACUUUCACUUGCAUUUUUUUGUGUUGUAAUCUUGUAGCGUAAACAAUAUUUUUAUUUAUCUUCCUACCACUUAUUUAUUUUUUUCUUAUGUCAAUUGAACUUUCACAUUUAAGUCAAAAGCUCAAUGUAUGACCAUAAAAUAGUUAUUUUCCUAACAAGUGCGGAAAGUGAUACUUUCCCGCAAGCGACUGCAGUUGUCCCGAACGACGCGGAGCGGAGUUCGGACAAGCAGUCAAGUGCGAAAAGACACUUUACGCAUUAGUUAGGAACAUUAUUUUUUCUACGACCGUAUAUACAACGACCCAUUUUUCAAAAAUUAUUUUAUUCCAACAAACAUAAUAAUAUACAAAACUUUAACUAAAAACUACUAAGUAUUAUAAAUCUUAAUAUUGAAAACACAAUUUGUUGCAUUCUGUAGACUAGUAAGAAUUGCCGGUCCAAUGGAGUUAUUUGGUUUAAUGUGGUUUAAUUUAGAAGAAGAUUGUACUUAUUCGGUCACUUCCCAGACGUUUUGAACAACUUUGACGUUUUAGUAACAAUUACACGCCUAGGUUGUCAUAGCAACUGCUAUCAAACCCGGGUGGUUUGAUAGCAGUUGCACUCCUUUGAAGAAUGUACAAGGUUAUUUAAAAAAUAUCUUCAUUAUUUUAUAUUUUCAAAAAAUUAAAAAUGCUACAAAAAUUUUAUUAAAUGAUUAAAUUUUAUUUGGACUAUUUCGUGAAUAUUUAUUUACCUGUAGUAACAAUAGUUAUAACCACCGAAGUAAAAAACUAUCUAAUAAGGUUAAAAUAUGCAUAAUUUUACUUUCCCGCACUAGUGCGGGAAAGUGACACUUUCAAAGCUAAAAUGCGUGCGGGGAAGUGGGUUAAAGCGCACGGUCGUAGAAAAAGACUAUAUUCUUUAUGAUAGUGACUUUUCCUUCAAGGUACAUAUGAACUACUAAUAUUUUCAAUAUAAAUGUAAAUAUGUUGAACAAAACUUUUUAUACAAUUUCAAAAUGCUUUUUACAAUGAUCUGAAUUAAUAUAAGUCGAUUAUUUUUAGAUCUAAAUUUGUAUGUGUAUAUUUUUUAUACUCACUUUUUUACACAUUGUUUUGUUUAUAACUACAUUCCAACUUUUUAAAGAUAUUUUAUAUGAUUGUUACACAAUAAAGGUUUUUAUAAUUAUA